CCCGCCCGCGCGCGCCAUUCCUCGGGCCGCGCGUCCCGCCUGCCGCGCCUCGGCCAUGGCCGGCCUGGGGCCGCGACCCGCCAAGGGCUACCGGGUGGUGCUGCUCGGGAGCGUGGCGGUGGGCAAGACGGCGCUCGCCACGCAGUUCGCCUGCGGCAGCUUCCCCGAGCAGUGCGAGCCGUCGGUGGAGGAGCUCUUCAGCAAGGUGAUCGAGGUGAACGCCGCGCCCGCCCUGCUGGAGAUCGUGGACACGGUGGGCGCCGAGCACCUGGUCACCCUCAAGGACCUGUACAUCAAGAACAGCGACGGCUUCGUGGUGCUCUACAGCGUGUGCAGCGAGGCCUCGUUCGAGGCGGUGCGGCCGCUGCGGGAGCGCAUGGGCCGGCUGCGGGGGCCCAAGGCCGUGCCGCUGGUGCUCGUGGGCACCAAGGCCGACCUGGACGCCCAGCGCCAGGUGCUGACGGCGCGGGGCCGCGCGCUGGCCCGCGAGUGGCGGUGCCCGUUCCUGGAGGUCACGGCCAAGAGCAAACUGAUGGUGGACCAGGUGUUCACGCAGGUGGUGCGCGAGAUGGAGGCCCUGGCCCCGCCCGAGGAAGAGGCUCCCGCCAUCCCCACGAACGCGCAGGAGACGUGGCCAUCGGAAAGAUUCAUCGGCUGAUGUGCAGCGGCUCAGGUUUCCCGUGUUCGUCGCUUUUCUGGAUUUCUGAAGCUCACUUUGCUACUCUGCCUUUUGGAAGAAAGUUAUCCAGCUGUAAACAAGUGGUUGCUUCUUUAUAUUGACUCACAUCCGUGCUUCAAACUGUCCACGGCGCUUCUUAAAUAUUUGUCGAAAACUUUGUUUACCUCUGACAGUGCUGGAAGAAGAAAUUGAAAAUCGAUUUUUUUUUUUUUGUGUACGGAAAGAGUGCUACCCUUUUCUUCGAGUGGAAUUAGUUACCGGUUUUUUGUUUUGUUUUGGUUGUUCUUUUUGUCAAAACUAACACCUUCAGAUGUCAUCUGACAUUUGACAUUGAUAGAGGAACAUGAAUUAAAAUUUAAGCUUUCGAUUCCAUGAGGCUUUCAUAUGUUUCCCUCUCAUUUACAGCCUUGAAUGGCAGUAGUAAUAUUUUCCUCUCUGCGUAUUUCUAAAUAUAGUUAUGACAUACAUAGCGUUGGUUUGAAAGGGACAUUGUAUACCCUGGGAGGGGAAAAAUCAACUGUGUACACAGGGGAAGAUGGCUGAGCUGCAGCCUGCAGUUUUGUAAUUGACAUCUAGUCAGUUUCUGCCUCUGUAAAUUAAGUGGAAAUAAAACGACUUUAGAAGUUGGUGGUUUUUAA
Hippopotamus amphibius kiboko is the source of this 1317-nucleotide messenger RNA. Its product is annotated as ras-related protein Rap-2a-like. Lineage: Eukaryota; Metazoa; Chordata; Mammalia; Artiodactyla; Hippopotamidae. The transcript has a single exon. The record is from RefSeq and is a predicted model, not a curated record. Gene Ontology annotation, molecular function: GTP binding; GDP binding; GTPase activity. Gene Ontology annotation, biological process: negative regulation of cell migration; Rap protein signal transduction. Gene Ontology annotation, cellular component: plasma membrane. Bases 56 to 658 code for a protein of 200 amino acids.